AUGCGCCUCUCGUGGCUCCUGUUCCUCCCUACGACCCUCUCAGUGGUAUCGGCGCUAGCUAUCAAGAGACGCGAUGCCGACUUCUUCAGCGUGCGGACAAAUUUGCGCAAGGACAUGAGUGGCAAGGCCGGCGACCCGGUCGAGAAAUAUUUUCAUUCCAUCCGCAUUAUGAUGGCAGGUACGGAAUCCUUAUUCGCAGAAGAAACAUUAGGCUAUCAGGAGCGGAAGCAAGCGCUUUCAAACCUUGUUCAGACGUACCUAGCUACAAUGGCAGACAUCGGGGUUGAGACGUGGCUGAUGCACGGCACGUUGCUUGGUUGGUGGUGGAACCGCAAAAUCCUACCAUGGGAUUCGGAUGCCGAUGUCCAGGUCUCCGAAGGGUCGAUGAAUUAUCUUGCUGCCUAUUACAACAUGACAGUUUUCCACUACAAAACGCCCCGCAUCACGGAUGGCCGACACUACAUGCUCGAGAUCAACCCAAACCACGUAAAUCGGGAACAGUCGGAUUGGCUGAAUGUGAUUGAUGCAAGAUGGGUCGAUACGACGAGUGGCUUGUUCAUCGAUAUCACCACGGCGAGAUAUAAUACAACACAUCCAGCCGGGGAGGGUAUGUUGAGUUGCAAGGAUGGGCAUGAAUAUCGGGACUCGUAUAUCUUCCCUCUGCGGGAUACUUUCUUUGAAGGAGCGCCUGCCAAAAUUCCCUUUGCGUACAAGGAGGUUUUAGAAGCCGAGUACAAAAAGAAGGCUCUGACACAGACCGAAUUCGAGAACCAUCGUUUUGAUGACGAGAAGCUCGACUGGAUCCCGAUCAAUAAAGACCAAGAAGACCCGUUCAAGAGCCAGAUACCUGUCAAGGCGCCGAAGGACGAAGAGCCGAAAACUGAAGAGCCGAAUGAGCAGGAGAAUAAAUCAGAUGAACCACAAGAAACCAAAAUGCUAGUCUAUACGGAACCCGAGACGCCAGAGCAAGCAACACUGCAACAUGCCUGGCCGAGCAGCGAGAAAAGCCCGAAACCGCAGCCUCCAUGUCCCAGAGGAGGUGCGGAGAUCCCGAGAUGUGCAUGCUCUCCCCCCUAUCCCUCUUGGAGGCCCCGCGGACCUGAUGAUCCUGUUUUUGCUGCUAUUGCUGUUACUAUCACUGCCACUAUUGCUGUCACUGUUGCUGUCACUGUUGCUGUCACUGUUGCUGUCACUGUUGCUGUCACUGUUGCUUUCACUGUUGCUGUCACUGUUGAUGUUGCUGUUGCUGUUAGGACUUUCCUGGUGGCAAACCUGAUCAUGGCCAUUUGUGAGAUUGAGGAAAUUCCGAUUACUCCGUUUCCGCUUGUUAUUUACAACUUCCUGAACAUCCUUAUCAUUCUCAUGCUAGGUGAACUCUUCGGCAAGCUCUUCAGCAGUCUGGUUGACAUAGGCUGUGGGCUGAGCGGUUUCAGAUGA
Molecule: messenger RNA, 1437 nt
Organism: Venustampulla echinocandica
Lineage: Eukaryota; Fungi; Ascomycota; Leotiomycetes; Helotiales; Pleuroascaceae
Exons: 8
Coding region: 1-1437 (478 amino acids)
Source: RefSeq, a predicted model, not a curated record